Molecule: messenger RNA, 1284 nt
Organism: Selaginella moellendorffii
Lineage: Eukaryota; Viridiplantae; Streptophyta; Lycopodiopsida; Selaginellales; Selaginellaceae
Product: small ribosomal subunit biogenesis GTPase RsgA 1, mitochondrial
Exons: 6
Coding region: 1-741 (246 amino acids)
Molecular function (GO): GTP binding; GTPase activity
Source: RefSeq, a predicted model, not a curated record
AUGCCCCAGCAUGACACUAUAACAGUGACGGCAAUUCGGCAUUUGUUGCGAGGGACAACCUUGUUUGAGCCAGAAAGGAAUGGCGAUGACUUUGAGAGCUCAGUGGAGUUACGGCGGGGCGAUUCCAAGCAAGUCUCUCGCCAGUGGAAUCAACAGGUGCGUGAUGUAGCGGAUGUGAGGCGAUUCGACAAUCUUUUAGCCGAGGAUCGAGCAGUCGGUCAGCACUUCUCCAAAAUACCAGUGGCUAAUGUUGAUUUGCUACUGGUGCUGGAUAGGCCGCGCUUGGAUCCUGUGAUAAUGAAUAGGUUCUUAGUCGAAGGCGAGUCUACUGGAAUACCUCUAGCAGUGGUGCUCAGUAAGGCGGAUCUUGUUACUCAGGAGAUGAAAGAUAGCUGGGAGAAGCAGCUGAUGGAGUCGGGAUAUAAACUAUACAUAUGCAGUGUAGAGACUGGUAUGGGGCUUCAUGAAGAUAAAACAUCAGCUGUUUUUGGCCCAAGUGGAGUCCGAAAAUCGAGCUUGAUCAACUUUCUACGUGGAAAAUCUUGCCUUCCACCAGAUGACAUCCAGGCACUAGACGAAGUCGACAAUGAAGUCAUUCGCGGUCGACACACGAUGCGGCACAUUUCUCUUGCAUCUGCCAUUAUGCUCGCUGACACUCCAGGUAUUUUUUGUCAGCUUCUUCUUAUCGCGAUUGUGAGCAUAGCUGUGGUCUCAGCUUUUACUUCUCAGCUAGACAGGUAAAGGUGACUUACACUUUUUCUUUUCGUCUUUUCUAUUGUCUAGGAUCAAGGCCUGGAUACAAUAGCCGAAGGCUCAAGAUAUCAACGAAGGAAGAGCAAUGCCUUAUUUCAAGUGCCGAUAAAUCCGUACAGGAAAUGGACAGGCUUAUCGACGAGAUUGACUGCAAGUCAUGUCCGCGGGUGGCCUACGGGAGUUUAGCCUCACACGAGCAGCAAAGCAGCAGCAACAUCAACCUGACAACGCCGCUGAACCCCCCGUGUCUGGACAAGGGCAUGUCUCUCCACUCUCGUCAGGGUGGUCGCAGAGCAUUCGGUUGGCUUGGUCGUGCUGAUGAUCUGGAAGCACAGGCUUGACAGGCACUGCAAGGCUUGCCUCAAAAGUAUACAUACAAGGAGCUGGCGAGUGGGAACCUCGCUUCGAGUAAAGAACGGAUGCUUCAGAGGCGUAUUGGAUGUUAGAAACUUGGACAGCCUUUUUUUGGGAGAAGCUUGCGAAUUCUCCAGAGCUACCUGUAAAACAAAAACUCAGCACGAGGUCUCGAUC